AAUAAAAAAAGGUUCCCAGAUGACGACUGCCGAAGCUGGCAGGUCUUUGUGCAGGAGGAGCGUUUGCAGCCAGAGGCACCUCAGUAAUGGCAGCUUUACUCCUUGUUCUCUUCUUGUCAAGUGUGACCCACUCAUUGGCUAGUCGUGACCUUCCGUUAGCGAAACAGAGUCUUGCGGCUUACCCCCACAAGGACCCCGAACGGGCUCCGGUGGACAAGCGGCAGCCCCUCAACACAGUCCAGGUGACCUGUCACCCGGACUCCCUGGAAAUCCUGAUCCAAGCUGACCUGUUUGGCGUGGGGGUGCCGGUCCACAAUUAUGAGGUGCGCCUCGGGGUGGAGCGCGACAACGGCCCCUGCGGUGCUGAGCCGUCCUCCGAUCGCGAGUACAGAAUACUCGUUGGGUUGCUGGACUGUGGCACCAAAUACUGGAUGACUGACGUGUCGCUGGUCUAUACCAACCUGCUCAUCUACACUCCCGCACCUUCACCCGAUGGCCUGAUCCGAAUGGACGGGGCGGUCGUUCCGAUCGAGUGUCACUAUGCAAGGCGCUAUAGUCUCUCCAGUUCUUCCCUCACACCCACUUGGAUCCCCUUCAUUUCGACACAAGCUGCAGUGGAAACGCUGGACUUUAAGCUCAGAAUCAUGACAAACGACUGGCAGUAUGAGAGGGGCGCCAACGUGUACUUCCUGGGCGAGCCAAUUUUCAUCGAGGCUUCUGUCAGAGUGGGCCAUCACGUGGGCCUGCGAGUGUUCCUGAACACCUGUGUGGCCACGCUGCAGCCGGACAUCCAUUCUCUGCCGAGAUAUGUCUUCAUUGAGAAUGGGGGCUUGUUGGAUUCCAAGCUUCAGCCCUCAAAGUCUCGCUUCCUCGUGCGAACACAAGAUGACAAGCUGCAAUUGGUCAUUGAUGCCUUCAGAUUCUACGAUGAAGACAGAGGAGAGCUGUACAUCUCAUGCCUCAUGAAUGCGGUGCCGGCCCAUGAUACAGAAGCACCCAACAAAGCGUGCACUUUUGUCAAAGGGAGGUGGCGUUCAGCUGACGGCAACGACUACCUGUGUGGGUAUUGUCAUAGCGACACCGGACAACAUCCUAGUAAGGCAGCCAAAUUCGGCCCUCGUGGCUUCAGCAAGCAAGCUGAACGAGAAUCUCAUUGGAGGAGCAGACUCCCCGCUAAUGGGUGGGAACAGCAGGCAAAAGUGGGUCCCAUGUUGGUUCUGCCCGAACAGAAAAGUUGGACAAUUCCUGAUGAGGAGCUGCCUCCGGUGCUCAAAAAGAUCAGCAGGCCUGCUCUGUACGGCAGCCAGUGGAUGAGCGGCCUCAACUACUUGAAGGACCCAGACAAGGGCCUAAUUCCUGGUCUGUUCACCGAAGACCUGGAUGAUGACUUGGACCACGUCCCCCUCGUUGACCCCACAAGUGAAAUGCCUCUGAAAGAUGAAGAAGGUGAUCUUCCUGAAUCGACACCCACCCCGCCAGGCGCACAGGAUGACAACUCCACUGAGCUUGUUGACCCUGGGCCGGAGGUGACCGUCACGCCUGUCUCCAACGUGACUGAUCCACAAGUUUCUAACACUAUAAAGGACCCAAAGAGAAAAUAAACUACUUGGAAUGCAA
This is a messenger RNA of Hippocampus comes (tiger tail seahorse), 1617 nucleotides long. RefSeq names its product zona pellucida sperm-binding protein 3-like. Gene Ontology annotation, molecular function: acrosin binding. The record is from RefSeq and is a predicted model, not a curated record. Gene Ontology annotation, cellular component: extracellular matrix. NCBI's taxonomy places the organism in Eukaryota, Metazoa, Chordata, Actinopteri, Syngnathiformes, Syngnathidae. The coding region runs from base 87 to 1601 and encodes 504 amino acids. The transcript has 10 exons. Gene Ontology annotation, biological process: binding of sperm to zona pellucida; egg coat formation; positive regulation of acrosome reaction.